Messenger RNA from Lacerta agilis (Sand lizard), 2206 nucleotides. It is a transcript of the gene SEPTIN6, whose product is annotated as septin 6. NCBI's taxonomy places the organism in Eukaryota, Metazoa, Chordata, Lepidosauria, Squamata, Lacertidae. The coding region runs from base 269 to 1552 and encodes 427 amino acids. Gene Ontology annotation, biological process: cilium assembly; cytoskeleton-dependent cytokinesis. The transcript has 11 exons. Gene Ontology annotation, cellular component: microtubule cytoskeleton; septin ring; septin complex. Gene Ontology annotation, molecular function: GTPase activity; GTP binding; molecular adaptor activity. The record is from RefSeq and is a predicted model, not a curated record.
GGAGACUCCUCGAAGCGUGCGGGAGGAGCUGACUGUUUAAGAAGGAAAGGAUCCCGCCAGCGCCCUUCUUCUCUGCGCCCUAGCCGGCUUUCUAGCUCCAAACGAGUGGCAGAGUAUUCGGUCGUGUCCACGCCCCAUUUCUCCCCCACCCCCAUGCCGCAGUAGCCGGGUCCUUCCUCCACCCGCUCAGUCAGUGUAACAGUGUCUCCUGGACUGAGGUAGAGUUUGCUGCGGGCUCGGCUUCCGAGGAGGCGACGGCAAAGGGGCCAUGGCGGCCACCGAGAUAGCGCGCCAGGUGGGCGAAGGCUGCCGUACUGUCCCUCUUUCUGGCCAUGUAGGAUUUGACAGCCUUCCUGACCAGCUGGUUAAUAAAUCGGUUAGCCAUGGUUUCUGUUUCAACAUCUUGUGUGUGGGAGAAACAGGGCUUGGGAAAUCAACGUUGAUGGAUACCCUUUUCAAUACUAAAUUUGAAGGUGAGCCAGCCUCUCAUUCGCAGCCAGGAGUUCAGCUGAAAUCCAGUACUUACGAUCUCCAGGAAAGCAAUGUCCAUCUGAAAUUGACCAUUGUUAGCACGGUGGGCUUUGGGGAUCAGAUUAACAAAGAGGACAGCUAUAAAUCUAUUGUGGAAUUCAUUGAUGCCCAGUUCGAAUCUUACCUGCAAGAGGAACUGAAAAUCAAGCGGGUGCUACAUAACUACCAUGACUCCCGCAUCCAUGCCUGCUUGUACUUCAUUGCCCCCACGGGCCACUCUUUGAAAUCCCUGGAUUUGGUAACAAUGAAGAAGCUUGAUAGCAAGGUAAAUAUCAUUCCUAUUAUCGCCAAAUCCGAUGCCAUUUCCAAAAGCGAGCUGACGAAAUUCAAGAUUAAGAUCACAAGUGAGCUUGUCAGCAACGGGGUGCAGAUCUAUCAGUUCCCUACAGAUGACGAGUCCGUGGCAGAGAUAAACGGGACUAUGAAUGCCCACUUACCUUUUGCCGUGAUUGGCAGCACAGAAGAAAUCAAGAUAGGGAACAAAAUGAUGAAGGCCCGGCAGUAUCCCUGGGGGACGGUGCAGGUGGAAAAUGAAGCGCACUGUGACUUUGUGAAGCUAAGAGAGAUGUUGAUCCGUGUCAACAUGGAGGAUCUCCGUGAACAGACACACACGCGCCAUUACGAGUUGUACCGGCGAUGUAAACUGGAGGAAAUGGGAUUUAAGGACACUGAUCCAGACAGCAAGCCAUUCAGUUUACAAGAAACCUAUGAGGCCAAAAGGAAUGAGUUCCUGGGAGAGCUGCAGAAAAAGGAGGAGGAAAUGCGGCAAAUGUUUGUGCAGAGAGUUAAGGAGAAAGAAGCGGAAUUGAAAGAGGCUGAAAAAGAGUUGCAUGAGAAAUUUGACCGGCUGAAGAAGCUGCACCAGGACGAAAAGAAGAAAGUGGAGGACAAGAAGAAAUCCCUGGAUGAUGAAGUCAACGCAUUUAAGCAGAGGAAGACUGCGGCUGAAUUACUCCAGUCUCAGGCUCAGCAGGCAGGAGGCUCGCAAACUCUGAAAAGGGACAAGGAGAGGAAGAAUUAACCCUGCCGUUUGCUGCAUGGUGCAUGAGGGUACGUUGUGCUGCUUUUUCUGAUCUGUCUCCACCCGCUGCUCUAUGUCUGAUGGAGAAGAUUUCCACUUGAGGAAGAGUUUAGGAAUUCCCACCCUGUUUGGGAGGGGGAGGAAUGAAUAAGUCUUUGGAUAUCUGGAAAGACUUGGUUUUGUUUUCCCGUUUUUUUUCUGAUGUGCAUGGGGUGUGUUAAAAGCUGAGGUGUUUUGUGGUUUUCACUGCAAGACAGGGAGAAUAUUGGAAAGGCAAACAUCUGUGUAUCAGUUAAAAGCUUUGAGGAGCAACCUAAAAGGGGCAGGCAAAUUAUUGAUGUAGCCAAGUGACACUGAGACAGAUUUUUUUUUAAAAGCAAAGUAUUUCCUUUCUAUUUUGCCUCAGUAUAAAUAUGAUGGGUGGUUUAUAAGUAUCUGUGAAAAAAAUGUGCUAAUUCGUUGGUUUGCUUGGAUUAAAAACUAAACAAAAACUUUAAAAAUACAAGUUUUAUGCAAUGAACAGCAAACAGAGAAACACGCGACUUUGCUACCUCUUGAGGAAUAUUUAAUUUUAACACUGAAGCAAAGGACAGUGCGGGAGGGGUUGGGGGGAAGUAUAUUUUUCAUUGGGGUCAUAGAUAACCUCUGCCAUUU